AUGGUCGAACAAAUUGGCGACUGGUGGAACUCGGACAUAUCCGUUGACGAUGCUUUCCAUGUAACCCAAAAGGCAAGUAACCGUACCCAUCACGGCUACACCCAUCACGGCUACACCCACCACGGCUACACCCACCACGGCUACACCCACCACGGCUACACCCACCACGGCUACACCCAUCACGGCUACACCCACCACGGCUACACCCAUCACGGCUACACCCAUCACGGCUACACCCAUCACGGUUACACCCACCACGGCUACACCCACCACGGCUACACCCAUCACGGCUACACCCACCACGGCUACACCCACCACGGCUACACCCACCACGGCUACACCCACCACGGCUACACCCAUCACGGCUACACACAUCACGGCUACACCCAUCACGGCUACACCCAUCACGGCUACACCCAUCACGGCUACACCCACCACGGCUACACCCACCACGGCUACACCCACCACGGCUACACCCACCACGGCUACACCCAUCACGGCUACACCCAUCACGGCUACACCCACCACGGCUACACCCACCACGGCUACACCCAUCACGGCUACACCCACCACGGCUACACCCAUCACGGCUACACCCAUCACGGCUACACCCAUCACGGCUACACCCAUCACGGCUACACCCACCACGGCUACACCCACCACGGCUACACCCAUCACGGCUACACCCAUCACGGCUACACCCACCACGGCUACACCCAUCACAUGCAAGCGUCCCACCUUGGUAUUGCCCUAAUCUACGAGUUUAUAAACAAUACCAUGACGAAAAAGGAGCAGUGCAAUACUGUGUUCCGAGAUGUCUGGAAAACCUUCGACAAAAAUCUGUCACACAGGCCUAAAAUGCAAGACAUCAAAUCUAGAGCAUUACUACUGAGGUUCACUGCCUCGAUAAACCUUCAUAGACAAGAGAAGAGUUAA
Molecule: messenger RNA, 936 nt
Organism: Procambarus clarkii (red swamp crayfish)
Lineage: Eukaryota; Metazoa; Arthropoda; Malacostraca; Decapoda; Cambaridae
Source: RefSeq, a predicted model, not a curated record